This is a messenger RNA of Bombyx mori (domestic silkworm), 6187 nucleotides long. It is a transcript of the gene Traf4, whose product is annotated as TNF receptor-associated factor 4. Gene Ontology annotation, molecular function: protein binding; zinc ion binding. The transcript is spliced from 9 exons. The record is from RefSeq and is a predicted model, not a curated record. Bases 611 to 1894 code for a protein of 427 amino acids. Gene Ontology annotation, biological process: tumor necrosis factor-mediated signaling pathway; protein K63-linked ubiquitination; regulation of apoptotic process. NCBI's taxonomy places the organism in Eukaryota, Metazoa, Arthropoda, Insecta, Lepidoptera, Bombycidae.
UCUUCCAAGAGCGGCCGUUACUUUCCGCCAAAAAUUGUUUUUUUCAAGCAAAUACUACAUUUUUAUUUUAUCCACAAUUACUCGGUUCAGUGUCGACGAACACCGUUCCCAUGUAGUUUCAUUCUCUUCACCAUUACGUAGCACCUGUUAACUACAACCUGUACAUAUUUAAUUAGUCCUGAGACUAGACUAGCGUUUGUCAAUGCAUAACAACAGCGGUUGUCGCCCGAGACGCACGCGCGCUCUCCGAACCUUCUCGAACAAGGAGCCUCGCAAAUCGAAACGAAAUUACAAUUAUGAAAUCGUAGUCAAAUUAAAUCAUAUUAAUAAAAGUGUAUUCGAAGAGUUUUACCGCCAAAUUCGAAAUUGGAAUUCGAAUCGUGUUUAUUUUUUUCUAAUAAAACAGCGCAUGCAUUAGUUUAACGCGGCUUGAAUUCGAAAUACGAAAUUUGAAAAACGUAUUAGACGUAACAAAAAGGCAAAGAGGUUUUACCAGAAGAUUCUGUGUUGGAAUUUUAAUUGUGUCAAAGUUGAUGGAAAAAUAAAUAUUGAAUUUGUUUGUGUGUGAGUUUUAUUGGACUGUGCCUGGAUUUGGUUUAUCUGUAACGAGAUGACCCCUGUCGGACUACUGUUCAAAGUUAACAGUGAGGGACUAUUCACGUGUCCAGUUAACGCUUCCCCUGUCGAUUACGCAAAGAUUUAUCCCGAUCCUGAGUCUGAGAAGGCGAUAAUGGGGUCGGUGGUGUACUGCAUCCAUCACAAAGAAGGAUGUCAGUGGUCAGACGAGCUCCGCAAACUGAAGGCACAUCUAAAUACUUGCAAGCACGACGCGGUGCUAUGUGCCGCGCACUGCGGCGCCAUGAUACCGCGGGUGCUCAUGCAGGACCACCUCCGCUACACGUGCCCGCGGCGCCGGGCCAACUGCGAGCACUGCCACACCGAGUUCUCGGGUAGCGCGCUCGAGGAGCACCAAGGAAACUGCGGCCACGAGCCCAUCUACUGCGAGAACAAGUGCGGCGCCAAGGUGCAGCGCCGACACACGCAGCAGCAUCUGCAGCAGCACUGCAGCAAGCGCCUCGUGCCGUGCAGACACUGCGGCCAGAAGUACACGCAGGACACGGUGUGCGCGCACGGCGAGGGCUGUGCCCGUGCGCCCGUGCCGUGCCCGCAGCGGUGCGCCGCGCCCGUGCCGCGGGACCUGCUCGACGCGCACCUGCGGGACCACUGCACGGCCGCCGCGCUGCCCUGCUCCUUCAGGGACGCAGGAUGUAGAUUUAAGGGCAGUCGGCAGGCGGUGGAGCGGCACACGGAGGAGAGCUGCGCGCAGCACCUGUGCCUGGUGUCGGCAGUCGCGGCGCGGCAGGCGCGGCAGCUGGACGCGCUGCGGGCGGCGGUCGCGCGCCUGUCGCUCAACUGCACCGGCGCGCUCGUCUGGCGGAUCGCGGACUGGACCGCCAAGAUGGCCGAGGCCAAGUGUAAGGACGGCGUCGAGCUGGUCUCCCCCGCCUUCUACACCAGCCAGUACGGGUACAAGUUACAGGCGUCGCUCUUCCUUAACGGCAAUGGAGCUGGAGAGUCCACCCACAUGUCGGUUUACAUCAAGAUACUGCCCGGAGAGUACGACGCUUUGCUCCGCUGGCCAUUCGCCCACACUGUCUCCUUCACUCUCUUCGACCAGAGCUCCAGCCCGGACCGAGCCUGCAACAUUGUGGAGUCAUUUGUACCGGAUCCAACGUGGAAGAACUUCCAGCGACCCUCGAAAGAGCCAGACGCAUUAGGAUUUGGUUUCCCAAGGUUUGUAUCCCACGAAAUGCUCAAGAAAAGGAAUUUCGUCAAAGAUGAUAUUAUGUUUUUGAGGGUCAAAGUAGACCCGAGUAAAAUCGUUGCUGUUUAAAUUAAAAUAGUCCUAUUUUUAGUUCUUGACAACACUGCCAUUUUUUCACUGUCUAUGACAUCUGAUUCGAUUUUGACAAACUAGAUUUCAUGUCAUUAAAAUUUUAUUUUAAGGAGGGUAUGUAGAGAUUCUACCCUCUCAAAUAGUUGAAUGAUUUAUAUAAUUUUUGGUAGCAACUUAAGAUUUAAGUAGAAAUUUAAGUAAUAACAACGGCGCGCAAGUUUUGAACAAGUCAUGAUUAGCAUAAGUAAUUUAAAAGUCAUCGUUUUUAAGUGUAAAUAUUAAAAUCUUAGCAUUUACAGUAUUUUGUAUAUAAUAUCAUAAUAUUCUUGUAAAUAUUAGGAAGUUAAGAAGCGCAUAUGCAGCAUUGUUAUUCUUUCACUAAAGAUCUCUUGUGUUUCAUUGCCGAUUGGAAAAUGUGACUAAUGUUUUGAAAGGUAUAAAACUUUUUUGCUGCGAGAAAAUAUCAUGAAAAAUAUGAACAACCUGUUGAAGUCUAUGGAACUCUAACAAUAUGGAUAAUAAAGAAGUUUUAAGAUAAACGAGACUGGUAAUAUUAAAGCAGAAUAUAAACAUUUAAAAAGCAGAAGAAAGUUAAUUUUUUACCUGCAAGAAUUUUAAUGAUUUUAUCUGACCUAAAGUCGAUAAAACCACUUGUUUAGAUAAAAUAUUAUAUGUCGCUAGUAGAUUUUUUUUUAAUAAAUAAUACACAAAUUUUUAUAGGUCACUGCAAAAAUUUUGUGUAAAAUUAAAUAAGCAUGUUCUGUAGUAUUUUUGUUGGCCUUAAGUGAGUUAUGUCAAAGGCUUUUUGAAAAAUUCUCAGAACUAACAUUUUCAUUAGAUAUUUUAAAAUUUAAAACAUGUUCUCAUUGUUUUUGGUAAACCAUAUCAUGAUGGAGUCUAAAACUGAUUGUUGGCCAUUUUAAGUCUGAAGAGAAAUAAAAUAUUGAUAAUUUGCUAUUUUGUUUUUGGUUGUACCAUUGUUUCAAAUAUAGAUGUCCUAUUAUUAGGACAUAUGGUAUGUGAACUUAAAGGAAAAUGGCAAAAUUCAAAAGUCUAAAUAUUAUGUCACUCAUAAACUUCAAUGAAAUUUUGUAUUUUUCAAACAGUUGUAUUGAGUUCAAGUUACAUCGGCAGAUCUUUGUAAAUAAAUAAACAUAAUGUUUAAAUUGUUGAUAUAUUAUACCUAUAAUAAUUUUUUGCACAAAGUUAUACUUAAUGUGAACUGUACAUAUUAUAGAUAUUUGCAACGAAGUGUUUCCAUAUUCUUAAAAGCUGGAGUUAGACCAAAGUAUAGAUAUAGCUUUGCGAUUGGAUACUAAUGAAUACAAGGUCUUAGGUAUACUAAACUAAUAGUGCGUAAAAUGUUUUUGUCUUUGUUAAAAGAUGGAUGGUGGUGUAUUGCAGGUAGUCAUUGCUAAGUUCAUAAAGAUUCAUAAAGCAACAAUUUUGUUCAAGAGUACUGAUAACUAAUGAGCCGUCGUUUGUUAUAAACGUGUAACCACGACGCUGUUUAUAAGCUUUAUCAGCCAUAGAGGUAUUAUAUGCUUCUAAGUCACGGACACUUGAUGCAAUGGAAUUAAAGACUGACGUCAUUUAAGGGGAAUGAUUGGCACCAAGAAUUAGGUAUCUGCUUAUUUAAUCAAAUUAAAAAAUCUCACAAUAUGUAAUAAAUGAUUUAUUCUUUUGUUUUGAAGCACGGUGCAGUAUGUAUACAAAGACCUAAUUGUAUAUUGUACAUGAGCGAAGCAUAUCAACUUGUAUCUACAUUAAGCAGCUAAAGCUGUGUAACAUAAGAUUGUGUGUAAGGUUUAUUUGCUUUUAAAACAUGUUUUCUUUUAGUUGAUACAGUUUUAUUUUUAAAUUUGGAUACGUGAGGAAUUCUUCUUGACACGUCAGCAGAUUAAAAUGUCAUACUUGAUAAUUUGUUCAAUAAAAACUAACAGCAUUGGAAACUGAAACUUGUGUAUUCAUAAUAAUUAUCAAUUCUCGUUUAUUUAAAUUAAGAUUUUUAUAUUAUCUGUGUGUCUAAUGUUUUGGAUUAGGAUCUCUAUGAAACGCUUUCUUUUGUAAAAUUAUCUCAACCGUAAAUGUGACAUUCCAGUUAAAAACAUUAUAAAUUAAGUUUGAUUCGUAAUAAUCAUUGAUGGCCAUAACUAACUACUAGUAAUAUACAUACAUAAUUGUGAACAACAGAAGUAUAUGGGGUUUUUUGUAGUAAUUAUUUUACAUAAAUUUCCUUAAAUACAAGUUUAAUUCUUUUGAUGGAACAUACAUUUAAAGGAAUCUUACUUUAAAACAAAUGGUCGUUUUAUAAUAUACUAGACCAAUCACCUUUUGGAAACAUAGAAAAUGAUUAAUAUCCCUGUGCUUCUGUUUGAAAAUACAUGACUGAAUUCUAAGUUCAUUGACCGUUUGUUUGUAUCUUUGAUUAAAUAAUCCUUAAUUUAUGUAGGUACAUAAUUAUAUUAAAUUUCAAUAUUUCUUUGAUAGAUAAAAAUAUAAAUUAAUAUUUUAUAGUUUAUUAAUUGAAGCUGCCUAUCUAGAUUAUAAUCUAGGCUAAGUGCAUUUAAAUUUAAUAAGUACCUUAUAGUGACAUAAAUAAGACUAACAGAGCAAUUAAUUAGGUUCGUAGUUUGCGUCUUCUACUUUUUUACAUUUAAGUGAAGAAUUGUAAAUCUUGGUUUUCAGAAGAAAUAUAUUUUUUUCUUAUGAAUUUUUUAUUUUAUUUCUAUACAAAGCAAUUGUAAGGGAUUGUUAAAACGAAACUAUAUUGACAGAAAAUAACACCAAUAUGGAACUGUUAAUGUAGGGAUCAGGUAGUAGUAGCAACCCGCUCGGCGGUGUAUCGCCUUCCGACAGGCUGGUUCUGGCCCAGCGGGGUAUCCCGGAACACCAGCGCGAGGCGGCCUGGUAGGGCCGCCGUACCGCGGAGACCGACGUCGUUGGUCGUUGACUAUCGCCUCGACGACUCGUCGGUCGGGCGUCCUCGGGGUGGCGCCGCGUGUCUGGUUGUAGCGUUGACCGCGGGAACCUCCCUACUCUGACCGGGUUCUGACCCCAGACGGAGAUCGGACGUCGGGUGUAAGAACGCAGGGGUCAUUUAGUGCGGUACGGUCCUAAAAUUCCUUGGGCCCGCGGUCUCGCAUUCGCGGACCAGCCCCACAUACCCCGCCGGGGAUCUCGUAGGAGGUUCGGCCUCCGGCCCGAAAAAAUAAUAAUAAAGGGACAGGUAAUAGCAGGGGUAAGCAAUACCUCGGAUUUUUAAGCGAAACCGAUCUGGAAGCGUCAGAACACAACUUUUAUAAAGUGGCACCACACUAUAAAUCUCUUUUAAUGGCCACCGCUAAUUACACAGGUAUGCAAUGAAAUCCUCCUUUAAAAUUUUUUGUCAUAAAUAUGACGAUUUAAAUGUUCUGAAUCUAUACCCCUUGGCCGAUUUUUUCCAUCACGUCUAGAUUUUUUGAUAUGUUUUUUUUUUCAAACCUUUAUGGAACUCAAACUACUUAUGGAAUAUUUGUGCUGAUUUAAAAGUCGUCGCUAUACUCACCGGAUUACAAUGAGGGUACACAAAGUUUUGCCGUUUUCUUUGUGAGUGGGACAGUCACGCAAGAUAAAAACUUUAAAUCCUGGGCUUAAAAAUGUGUCUCAGAAACCUUUGGUGCCAAGUGAGAAAAAAUUUCUGCCACCACUCACAUAAGGUUGGGACUCAAGAAAAACUAUAUCUAAAAUUAAUAUCAAUGAAUAAUUUCAAUAUCUAAAAACCAAAAUUCCUCGAAUCAGUGACGCAAAAUUGAAGGAAGAAAUUUUUGUAGAUCAACAGAUACUUACGUGAGCUAAUGAAAGAUGAAAAUUUUAAUUCGAAGUUGAACGAAGCAGAAAAAAGAGCUUGGGCGGCUUUUGUGAAAGUUUGUCAUAAUUUUCUUGGGAACAGAAAAAAUCUCUUUCCUGAAAAUCUUGGAGCCGUAUCAGAUGAAUAUGGUGAAAGGUUUCAUCAGGAUAUAAUGCACAUUGAAAAACGCUACAGUGGGAAAUGGUCAGCAGCAGUGCUUGCUGAUUUCUGUUGGUCAAUUCGCUGAGAAACUCCAAUAGAAACGAUGACAAAUAAAAAAACCACAAAAUAAAUCUUCUCACCAUAUAAUGAGAUAACUGACCGAUAUAUAUUCAUUUUGUGACUAUAAUUUCAGAUUUUUCACUGUAAAACUUAGACCGAAAUAUGUUUUCAUUUCGUUAUGAUAAUUGAUAUUUUAAUAAUAUUGUUUGUUAAUUAAAUAAAUAUUAUAUGGGAAUCUA